AUGAAAAAGAAAAAGGUUUUUAGAGUCGCAAUAUUUUUAACGUUUUACAUUAUUAUUGGACUUUUCCUAAUAUCUAUUGGGUUUGCAAGUGGGCAUAACAUUCUGAUGAAUGCUAUCUUUGGAGAGGGAAGCCAUUUUCUAUGUGCAGCAUCUGUGGGCGAACGUUUGGUUGGACAGGGACAUAAUGUAACGUUCCUUAUCAGCAAUGCUUACGCCCAUCGAGCCACUGACCCAAAAUAUUCCAACCUCUUCGAGUUUGAAAUAUUCCGCCAUGCUUUUCCAGUGGAAGCAGUUCACGAGCGAUACAACGCAUUCACUAAUCGUGUCUUCAAGUCUCAUAUGCGAUCAACCGGUAUCAUGAGUGACGGUCCGGUGGCUGACUGCGACGCUUUACUAGCCGACGUCGAAAUUAUGUCUCGUCUUCGAAGUUCUAAUUUCAGCGUCGUGUACUAUGAUAUUACAUGGUUGUGCCCCAUGCUCAUAGCUAAACAUCUCCAGAUACCUUACAUUGCUCAAUCAGCUCUGUCAUCACCAUGUACAAUCACCGGUUCAUCUACCUUGUCCUAUUCAUUGGCCUUCGUACCAGUAAUGCGCACGGGUUUCUCCAACAAAAUGAACUUCAGGAAUCGCGUGGUGAACUUGUUCGCUUAUAUUAGAAUGCAAUACUUUUUCGGAUACUCUCACAGUCAGUACGACAAACUUAAACACAAAUACAAUAUUGCCCCGUAUACUUCCAUUCCUCAACUGAUCGCCCAAAGUGAACUGUUCUUGGUAAAUACUGAUUUUUCAGUGGAAUUCCCAUGCGCCAUACCACCCAAUGUGAUUCCUGUUGGGGGCCUUACGACCAGACCGUCCCUUCCACUCCCAGGUGACCUUCAGGACUUCAUGCAGAGCUCUGGACAAGAUGGCGUCAUUGUUUGCACUUUCGGUACCUACCUCACAACGAUACCUAUCCAAAUUCUGGAAACCUUCUUGAAUGCCUUCGGACGUCUUCCUCAAAAGGUAAUCUUCCAAUUAAGUACCAUCCCACCUGGUAUCUCUCUACCUUCGAAUGUACAUACAUCACCAUGGCUGCCUCAGAACGAUCUUCUCGGUCACGCAAAGACACGUGCCUUCUUUUUCCACGGAGGUAACAACGGGUUCUACGAAGCCGUCUACCACGCCGUACCAAUGGCGGUCGUACCUCUUUACAGCGAUCAGUACGACACCGGAGCCAAGGUCGACGCCCACAGGAUCGGCACCGUCAUCGACAAGCUCAGCCUUACAGAGGACAGCAUCUACAGCGCCCUCAGAGAGAUCACCACCAAGGUCUCCUACAAGCGUAAUAUCCAGCGCUUGUCCGCCAUGUUUCGUGAUAGACCAAUGUCUCCUGCAGAGAAGGCAGCAUUUUGGAUUGAUCAUGUUAUUAAACAUGGCGGAGACCAAUAUCGCAUGCCUUCUGUUGAUCUCAAUUUUAUUGAACGCAAUCUUAUAGAUGUAUUAUUUUUCGCCAUAAUAUGUCUUGUUUCUGGACUGUUUUUCUUUCUGAUGAUGGGUAAAAUUGUGUUCAAGGUGAUUGUGCAUGCCAUAUCAGGUUCAAUUAAAGUUAAGAAAGAGUGA
This is a messenger RNA of Strongylocentrotus purpuratus (purple sea urchin), 1599 nucleotides long. Its product is annotated as UDP-glucuronosyltransferase 2A1-like. The transcript has 2 exons. NCBI's taxonomy places the organism in Eukaryota, Metazoa, Echinodermata, Echinoidea, Camarodonta, Strongylocentrotidae. The record is from RefSeq and is a predicted model, not a curated record. The coding region runs from base 1 to 1599 and encodes 532 amino acids. Gene Ontology annotation, molecular function: UDP-glycosyltransferase activity.